Molecule: messenger RNA, 937 nt
Organism: Cuscuta campestris
Lineage: Eukaryota; Viridiplantae; Streptophyta; Magnoliopsida; Solanales; Convolvulaceae
Source: the annotation of a GenBank genome assembly
AGCGCCCCGCCGUCGCAAGCCCCCUUCCAUCGCAGCUCCCAGCAUCCUCUCUCCGUCGCAAUCCACAUCCAUCGCCGUCGCAUACCUGCAAUCCAAAUCCCUCGAAAAGAUCUGUUUUGAGACUUCUCGUUGAGGAAAAUCAAAAUUCCACCACAGAUCUGGAAAAAAUUAAAAAUAUUGUCACUGCAAAUCUAGAUCUGCUCGUGACUGUAAGGAUAACGUUGCCCUUUCCCCCCGUUCAUUUAAUCGGGUCGGAACUCCGUUAUAAGAUCAAACGGUCCCAACCCAUUUUCAAUCAUCCUCCAUCCAUCUUCUUCAUUCAUCAAUUCUACCGCCAAGUUCGUUUCCGUGCCCGGAUCGGAGGAAGAUCAGACAGCUAGCUAGAUACUCUAUAGAGUGUGUAAUUAUAUGGAUAAGGGGCCAGAUCCGACUCGCCGCCGGCAACCUCACGGCUUCUACGGAGGCUGCGUGUCGCCCUCCUUCGCCGUGCCCGCGCACGAAGUGUACUCCCGGAUAAACGGCGGCGGGUGCCGGAAACAGUCCCCGUCGUCGUGGCGGAGGAUUAUUAGGAAACUAGUGAAUGACGGGAAGGGGCUGUGCAGAUCCAAGCCGGCGUCGUCGUUUCAUUACGAUGCCGCCAGUUACUCUAAGAACUUCGACGACGGGCGCCGCAGCGACGACGAGUUCCCUCGGAGACACCAGUUCUGCCGCCGGCACGUCAGAAUUAGCGAAUAAUGUAGGGAUCGGUGUAUGUAAUUAAUUAGCUACAUAAUAAUGUCAGAACAUGAACUAUCUGUUUUUGUUUUUGAAGGAAGCUGUUUUUUUCUGUGACAUUUUAAUGAGUUGUUUAACAUUCGAGGCAUGCUAGGAAUGCUAGGAUUAUACCAAAUUAGAGUAUCUCGUUUGUACAUCAGAUAAAUAUAGACACUUAGUAUCU